AUUUGGAAUGUUAACUGUAUCUAUUUGACAACAGAUUUCUCCACUUGCCUAUGGUGACUGUUCCACUUGGUGAUUGACAAUGAAGAGAUCUACAACAUCCACCAAUGCUUUGCUACAGAAGGUUUCAUCACAGCUAAAGGGAGACAUAAUCAGGAAGCCAACAGAAGAAGAUGAUCUUGAAGCGUAUAUCAAGGGUCUUACACAGAAGACUGCACAACAUAAGAAAUCAGUAAACUUUGAAGACAUAGGAGACAUAUCCAUUUCUAGUGAGUUGGAUACCAAUUCAUCUACCCACAGACAAAAAGCAGCUCCCUCUGUCGGAAGCAAAUUUCUGAAAAAGAAAACUGGACAAAAUUCUGCACCAGCUCCUCAGUCAAAAUUUUUAAAGAAACCUCAGUCAUCAGCAGCUAGUCCUGUGCCAACAGUUUCUUCUCAGUCUCGUCCUGGCACUUCCAGGGGGCCCCUACAGCAACAAGCUAAAAGUCCAGCAUAUGGACAGCCGAGAGGAAGCUCACAGAAAUCCUCUUCAUUAGACAAGGCUGCUGCUCUUACUCAAAAAAUUGCUGGAAGGCAGACUUUUGCCAAUAACAAAAAUGUUUUUACCCUGGAAACAGACAGUGAAGAAACAUUUUCUACUCCAAGAGCUGCCAACCCUACACCAAGUUCAAAGCAAAACACACGAGUGCUCAGUCCGAGCCCUAGAUCUAUGUCUUCUGACAGUGUCAAAAUAGGAAGAGAUGGUGGUAAAUUCAUGAAGAAGAAGCAACCUGCUGCACAAGAAAAACCUGUACCACAUAAAGCAGAGUCAAGUGGUAGAAAGAGCCCUGUUCCAAAACAGACAGGGGCUGGUAAAAAAUCAUCAGGAUCUCCAUUUCUUCUUAAAAGUUCCCAGAGGUAUUCUACUGAUGUUGUAUUGUCAUCUGAGGAGGAGAGUCUGGCCGAGUUUAUUACAGGGUUGGAUGCUGACUCCUCUGAAGAUGGUAGAAUCAAAGAAUACAUGAAAAGGAUCAAACCCAAUGAAAAGCUCAAAACGAGGGUUCCAUCACCACCUCCCAGGAGGAGCCCUUCUCCAGAUGCCAAACCUCCCACUGCUGUCCGAAGAACUCCCUCGCCACAGAACCAGCGCAGGUCUCCUUCCCCAAAAUUCAGCCGUAGGUCACCAUCCCCUGUGUUCCGAAGGUCAAGGUCAUCUGAUGAUUCUGUACUUUCUGAUUCUCUUCAAAGUGAAGUUAUUGAAGAGAAAGAUGAAAGUGAUGCACAAAGCAUCAGUUCAGAGGAUGGAUUUAAAUUUAAUCUCAUGGAUGCCAAUUCAUUUGAGCCUGUAGUUUUUGAAACAAAGUCACGAAAAGCAACCAAGUCUCCUGUUCAGAGGAAGUCGACUAAAUCUCCUGUGGAAAGGAAAUCCAGGGAGACAGCAAAAACUACCAGGAAACAACAAAAAGAAGCCUCCAAAAAACCAAAGAAAGAGAAGAAAAAAAGUGAUCUCUUUAGCUCAUUUGGGCUGCACACAGUAGAGGAGUUGUUGGGGGCUGGGGAAGUGUCAGAGAGUCGUGAUAUCAGUGAGGAGAUAAGGACAGAAUCUUCACAUUCAGAGAUUCAUACAGAAAAAGAUGAACCGUUUGUGUUUGGACAAAGAGCAAAACCAGAGCCAGAAUCAGUAACAGAGAUAAUCUCUGAGAUUAAAACUAGGGAAUAUAGUACACAAAAGAAAGACUCCUAUUCAGAGGACUUUGAACCUAGUAUUUCUGAAAGGAUUGGUAUGAGUUCAAAAUCUCACCGAUUAAAGUCUGGUUCGGAGAUCCGGACACGAUACAGUAGUGAUGGCACUGCAGAUGACUACACUGAGGAAUUCGCUAGUGAUACAGAGUCUAUAGCCACUAUAUCUAGAACCUCCGCAGGGCCGCCAUCAGAGAUGACCAUUAGCGACAGCUAUACGGACCGGUCAGAAUCAUAUAGUUAUACCCCAGAGGUAAGGAAGUCAAGGACAGGACGUGUAAAAGUGAAGAGUGUAGAGGUCCAAACAGCUGAGCCAGGUUUGACAUAUUCCUGGGACACCCGCUACUCGGGUAUGGCUGUACCAGGACCAGCCCUAGGGAUGGGUUUCGUUGAUCCCACCCCAAUAGCUACACAUGUUGUCAGUCCAGAGACGCUGGAAACAAUGACAGCUUACAGUCCAAGUAUGAUAGCCCUGCAUGACAUGUUACGUCAGCAGCUAGAACUGACCAGGGAUUUCCUCAAGUCACAGAGGUAUAUGUACCAGUGUAUGAUGUCCAGUGUAGACCAACGCCAUACCUACACCACACUGGAGGAUACCAAACAGUAUAUACGCAAGCAUAGAAGAAAGCGACUUUCCUUUAAAGAAGCCUUGAGAAUGGUAGACGCAGAGAUGGAGAGAUAGUAAUUUUUCCUUUAAAGACGCCCCGAGAAUGGUAGAAGCAGACAUGGAGAGAUAGCCGUUUUCCUUUAAAGAGCCCUGAUGGUACUGAGAAUGACGUACAUGGAGAGGGAGAGAUCGCUGUUUUCCUUUAAAGAAGCCCAGAGAAUGAUGGACAUGAAGAGGGAGAGAUAGCCAUUUUCCGUUAUAGAAGCUCUGAGAAUGGUGGACAUGGAGAGGGAGAGAUAGCCGUUUUCCGUUAUAGAAGCCCUGGGAAUGGUGGACAUGGAGAGGGAGAGAUAGUAAUUUUACUUAGGAUGCCUUUGUGUAGAUCACAGGAAAGCCUGAACAAUAGAUUCAAAUUAGUUUAAAUGUCACAUGUAAAAGGUACAAUUGUUAGAAUCUUCAAAACAUGUCAGCUCUCCCACCCUUACUUCCAGUCUACUGUCACCCAUACUUUAGGAUGUAUGUCAAAUAAACCACUUACUGUCCUGCUAAACUGUCAAAGUAGUACUUUUGUGCAUGUUGACAAUUUAUCAUAUUUGUUAUUAAAUCAAGUUAUGAGGAGCACAAACCACUGCUAAAAGUAUAUGAUUGGGAACCUGUUAGAACACAGAGAAAGUGAGCCCGCCGAGUGUAACAUUUAAUGUGUUGAGAAUAUAUGAACAGUAAUUCAGUUUAAUGCAAAUUGUACCAAAACUACCAAGUUCCUGUGGUGAGCAACAAGACAGUUAUCAUCUGUAGAAAAUAAGACACGGACAAGACAGUUGUUGUAAAUAAGACACAUGGGCACAGGAGAGUUUAGAACUGGAAGCAGGCAGACUCGCAGGGGAAAGAGAGUUUAUUAGUGGAAGCAAAUAAGAUACACAAUAACAACGCAUUUUAUAAGUGUUAGUUAAAAAUGACUAGACUGUUUAGAAGUGGUUAUAAGUUAGGAUAAACAGCCGGUUUGUUGGUCAUCCCAUCAGCAGUAUAAGCUACAACAGGAGUUGAGAAUGCUUAUUGUCAAUCCUGUCUCUCUCACUGUAUGAUUUCCUUGUUGUGUGUUGUAUU
This is a messenger RNA of Ylistrum balloti, 3427 nucleotides long. RefSeq lists its product as uncharacterized. The coding region runs from base 80 to 2398 and encodes 772 amino acids. The record is from RefSeq and is a predicted model, not a curated record. NCBI's taxonomy places the organism in Eukaryota, Metazoa, Mollusca, Bivalvia, Pectinida, Pectinidae. The transcript is spliced from 9 exons.